CACCCGAAACGGCCGUAGUUCUCGCUUGCUGUGUCAUCGCAAUCUCGAAAUGCCCUUUUUUUGUUUUCUUUCCUUUUCUGUACGACAGGCCAAGUCCACGAGAGCUGCGUGCUUGGAUGUACGACAAACAGUGUACUCCAUUUCAUCAGUACGCAACGCAAAACCGACCACAAAACGAGCCCUCGGCGCCAAGUCAACGAACAGACAACAAGAGACCCCCCUUGAAACACUCUGGACCCCCCUUCCUCGGAGGGAUCAACCUGGGCCUAUCGAUAAGGAGGACAAGUCUCCUCGACCGAGGGCGGGGGGCUUCGGUGAUCCUUCAAGACGUGUAACUCUCCGACUGAACCGGACACAAAUAUCAUGUUGGGCACUUUCACUUUGACGAUUUGCAUUGGGUCUUGGUGCAUAGUCGUCUAUCCAGCAAACAUGGACCUUCAAACAGAUUCAGGCGGGAAAGGCUUGACAUGGACAAGUCGACCGACAGACCAUUCAAUGCCAACGGUUCAU
Molecule: messenger RNA, 510 nt
Organism: Neurospora hispaniola
Lineage: Eukaryota; Fungi; Ascomycota; Sordariomycetes; Sordariales; Sordariaceae
Exons: 1
Coding region: 50-385 (111 amino acids)
Source: RefSeq, a predicted model, not a curated record